AUGACCUGGAAUUGUAGGGGAGUAGGAAGUAAGAAGUUUGAGAGAGGUCUUCGCUUCUUAAUUCAAGAAAGAAAUCCUGAUGUCAUUGGCCUUCUUGAAACAAGAGUAAACUUUGCUAGAGCUGGUGAAAUCUUUCAGAAACUUGGGUUCAAAACUUGGGUGGCAGUCCCAGGAAUGGGUUUCUCUGGAGGUAUUUGGGUGGCUUGGAGGGAUGAAGUAGGGUGUUUUGUGGAGAAGGAGAAUGCCCAGUAUGUUCAUUUAAGAUUCAGUGGUCAAGGGCAGAAAGAUUGGCUGGCUACCAUUGCUUAUGUUUGUCCCCGAGAUAAAGAGAAACAACAUUUCUGGGAUGAUAUGGCACAGUUUGCACAAAUUACUCAGGAACCAUGGGUUCUUCUAGGGGAUUUGAAUGACAUAAUGGCGGAAAAUGAGAAGAAGGGGGGAGCUCCUUGUAAUUCCCGAAGGUGUGAAUUAUUUGCAGAAAGAGUUAGCAACUGUAACCUAUUGGAUUUGGGCGCUUCGGGCAACAGAUUUACUUGGAAAGGGCCUCUUAUACCUGGUUAUGAGAGGGUGUAUGAGAGACUGGACAGGGGACUAUGUAAUCCUAGUUGGAGAUGUCUCUUUCAAAAUGCUGUUGUGAAAAAUCUUACUAGAUUAAGCUGCUCAGAUCAUAAUCCGCUACUUCUUUGUUCUAAUGAUAGCGGGUAUGGUUUUGGUCCAAGACCAUUUAGAUUUGAAGCAAUGUGGUUGAUGCAUUCGGAGUUUGAUGCCAUGUUGAAAGGUUGCUGGAAAGGGGAAGGGGGUUUGAAGAAUAGAUUGAUGAAUCUUCAACCUAAUUUGCUACAAUGGAAUAAGGAGGUGUUUCAACAUAUUCAGAAUAGAAAGAGGAAGUUAUUGGCGAGAAUAGAUGGGAUUCAAAGGAAGAUCAGUAAUUUUAAUAGACCAAGUUGGGCUCUUAUUAAUCUUGAGGCUGACUUACAAAAAGAGCUCGAAGAGGUUCUUCAUCAGGAAGAAGUCCUUUGGUACCAGAAAUCUAGAGGGCAAUGGGUGAAUGAUGGAGAUAGGAAUACAAAGUUUUAUCAUAUUCGAACAGUGUCUAGGCGAAGGAGGAACAAAAUAGUGAUGCUGCGUGAUGUAAAUGGAGAUUGGGUGGAAGAUCAAGUGGCCCUGAGACAAAUGGCAAAAGAUUUCUAUGUUGAUCUUUACUCUGAGUUCCAUGAAGAGACGGUGCAGGAGAAAAGUUUGUUUGACAAUUGCACUGUUUCUUUUCCCUCCUUACAGACAGAAGAGUUGUGUAGUAUGAACAGAGAAAUUACUAAGGAGGAAAUAAAAGAUGCUAUCUUUUCUAUAGGAGCUUUUAAAGCACCUGGGGAAGAUGGAUUUCCGGCAGUCUUUUUUCAAAGAAAGUGGCACAUAGUAGGAGAGGAUGUGGUUAAAUAUGUCUUUCACCUGUGGCAGGACUUAGAAGACUUGAAAGAGAUAAAUAACACGUUAUUAGUGUUAAUCCCUAAAGUGGAUAGACCUGAUUCUUUGAAACAGAUGAGACCAUUGGAUUAUGUAAUGUGA
Messenger RNA from Neltuma alba, 1563 nucleotides. RefSeq lists its product as uncharacterized. The record is from RefSeq and is a predicted model, not a curated record. The coding region runs from base 1 to 1563 and encodes 520 amino acids. Lineage: Eukaryota; Viridiplantae; Streptophyta; Magnoliopsida; Fabales; Fabaceae. Gene Ontology annotation, molecular function: catalytic activity. The transcript has a single exon.